GUUGGUUCAGCAUAAACCCCUGCUUGCUAGCUCUCCCCGGUUUGGGCCUAAGUGGAAUCAGCCCAUUUAACGCUCGAUCCAAACAUAGAGGGCAUCCAUGAGACAUGACUCCAUGGCAUAAGAGAUGUCCUCAAUUCGUAUGAACUGCGACAGUGACUCCAAACCAAGACACCGUCGGGUCCUUGUGUAUCUAGUUAAACAAACCAGGGACCUGAUUUGUACACGCGCACCCCAGUUCGGAUCCGGACCCCAUCGCUCAUAAAUAGGUUGCACAUUGGAGGCAAAUGCAAAUUCAUCCGCCCUCGGACUGCCUGUUCACAUCUGAGAGCACGUACCAGUUCCCACGAAUUUCUCAUCCGGAGCCCAUCUUCUGUCGUGGACAUGGCGGCUGGGGUGUCCUCCCUCGUCUUCUGGACGCUGUCUGCUGCAAUCUUUCUCAACUUGGUGGCGUAUCUUGUCGCCCUGCUCCGCGUUACGAUGUGGAACCCUUACAAGCUUCAUCGCAUAAUGAGGCAAAGGGGAUACGGGGGCCCUCCUCUAUCGUGGACAAUGCACAACAGAGACGAAGCCGCAGAAAUUUUCCUGCACUCGAGAACAGUUCUGAAGCCUAUCUUUGGAACCGUUGACCACAACAUCCGUCACCGAGUCCUCCCCCACUAUUUCGAGUGGUCGCGACGAUACGGUAGAAGGUUUGUCUGCUCUCCACGAAAGGCUUCGCAGUGCAUGUUGUGGGCCGGCACCGAAGCAGAAGUUAUCAGGGAGGUCCUCGUCAACUCGAAGACAGGAUUCUUCGGUAAAAGUCAAACGAGUUCUUCUGAUGCUCUUCUGGGACGAGGAGGCUUGGUUCUGGUUACGGACUUUCAUGAGUGGAGCAGGCAAAGACGGGUUGUCAGGCCCAUCUUUUACGCAGGCAAAGUCAAGGAAACAGGCAGCAUAAUGAUGGAGGUUGCUAAACCCUGGCUAGCCGGCCUGGCAAAGAAGGUAGAAGAGAAUGGAGCCUGGACUGAAGUCGAGAUGGUACAGGAGAUUGGGAUGGUGACGAAAGAUAUUCUUUCUCGAGCCGCAUUUGGCAGUGACUAUCUGCAGGGCAGGAAGGGAUUUGAUGGCCAGCAAAAGCUGAAGGUUUUAGAGUUCGCCCAUGGAGGAGCUAAUGCUCUCUUAAGGCGGCUUCCUACCAAAAUUAACAAGGAGAUCCGGAAAACCCGUGAGCUGGUAACAAAAACCCUCACCGAGAUCAUUCAAGAGAGGAGGAGGUCGGUCGAGUCCGGUCAGAGAACGUCAUAUGGCGAUGACUUGUUGGGAGUCAUCUUAACCGACGGCGAGGCCCACAAUGCCAACUCCAAGAACACCACCAAGUGUACAGAUGAGCAAUUGGUCGACCAGUGUCGGACGUUUUUUUUUGCGGGUCAUGACACCGUGCAAGUAUCAAUCGCCUGGACGCUGGUCCUGCUCGCUCAUUAUCCGGAAUGGCAAGACCGAAUACGCCAAGAAGUGUUCGACGUCCUGGGUCAUGAAGACGUCGAGCUCCACGCAGGAACGAAGCUGCACAAGUUCAACCUCCUUCAUCAGUUCGUCUACGAGACCAUGCGACUAUAUCCUCCAGUUCCUCAGAUCAUCCGGCAGGUCGUCAAGGAUGGAGCUACUCUGCUCGGGGAACCCGUUCCCAAAUCUCUGGAUAUACUGAUUGAGCCUUUGUCUGUUCAUCGGAAUCCAGAGUACUGGGGAGCUGAUGCAGAGGAAUUCAAGCCCGAGCGUUUUGCCAAAGGCAUCUCGCAUGCAUGUUCACACCCGUACGCUUAUAUUCCCUUUGGGGCUGGCCCGAGAAUUUGUGUUGCCCAAAAUCAAGCUAUGGCCGAGGUGCUGCUCAUCACCGUCUUGUUUCUGAUGAAAUUCAGAUUCAAGCUCUCGCCUUCUUACAAGCACAGUCCAAUUCACUGCAUCGUUUUGGAACCAUCGUCUGGAGUGCAACUAUUACUGCAAAAGCUGUAAAUACAUCAACAUGGGUACGGAGUCCUCUGAGCCGUGUAAAGACGUAGAAUCUUUCUUACCUCGAAGCUUAAGCAGCACUUAUUUCUUCCCUGCGUACUGGAAACCGUGUACAAUGUUAGUCUCGAGAGCCUGUUACAUAGAGGACAAAAUGUAAAUAAUUAGAGGCGACUCUUUAGGCGACCUUUUAGGCCUUAACUUCGAUCUGAGAUUAGUGCAAGCGGGGAUUUGUCAUCGGACUGUCACAAACUUGAGUGAUGAUGUAUUUCCCUGUGUAAGAUACAAGGCUGACUUCGACGUGUCUGUUACGAGGAUGUAGUCACUUAGGUCUCCUCUCAUGACAGGACAGGACAGCUCUGCAAUGUACAGAAUCAUAAUCAUCCCGGAGAUGUAAAAUUCUUGCCGCUUUCGGGCAUUGAUUUAAAUUGACAAAUACAUGCUUA
This is a messenger RNA of Marchantia polymorpha subsp. ruderalis, 2429 nucleotides long. The record is from the annotation of a GenBank genome assembly. NCBI's taxonomy places the organism in Eukaryota, Viridiplantae, Streptophyta, Marchantiopsida, Marchantiales, Marchantiaceae.